Centropristis striata (black sea bass) is the source of this 1626-nucleotide messenger RNA. RefSeq names its product glutaredoxin 3 (gene glrx3). Bases 47 to 1024 code for a protein of 325 amino acids. The record is from RefSeq and is a predicted model, not a curated record. Lineage: Eukaryota; Metazoa; Chordata; Actinopteri; Perciformes; Serranidae. The transcript has a single exon.
GACGCAGCGCCCACACCGGACGCGCCACACAGAGGAGAGGGGAAAAAUGGCGAAUCUCGUGGAGGCGACAACAAAUCAGCAGUUUGAAGAUAUCUUAGCCAAAGCUGGAAAAUGCCUAAGCGUGGUGCAUUUCCAGGCGGCAUGGGCUCCCCAGUGCGUCCAGAUGAACGAAGUGAUGGCCGAGCUGGCGAAGGAGCACACGCACACCACUUUUGUCAAACUGGAGGCGGAAGCAGUGCCAGAGGUGUCGGAGAAGUAUGAAAUCGCUGCUGUUCCCACUUUCCUUUUCUUCAAGGGAGGGGAGAAAGUGGACCACUUGGACGGGGCCGAUGCCCCGGAGCUGACCAAGAAGGUGCAGCGCUUGGCUGUCACCGGGAGUCCGGGUGCAGCUGCAGAAAGCGGCGCCGCAGACCUGAACCAGCGGCUCAAGAAGUUGAUCAACGCGGCGCCCUGCAUGCUGUUCAUGAAGGGGUCCGCGCAGGAGCCCCGCUGCGGCUUCAGCCGACAGAUAGUGAGCCUCCUGAAGGAGCACAGCAUCCAGUUCAGCAGCUUCGACAUCCUGUCCGACGAGGAGGUCCGACAGGGGCUGAAGACCUACUCUAACUGGCCCACCUACCCUCAACUUUAUGCGAAUGGAGAGCUGGUGGGAGGACUGGACAUAGUGAAGGAGCUGGCUGAGACAGGGGAGCUGGAGAACACCUGCCCGAAGGCUGUCACCUUGGAGCACCGUCUGAAGACCAUCAUCAACCAGAGCCCAGUCAUGCUGUUCAUGAAGGGCAACAAGGAGGCUGCAAGAUGUGGCUUCAGCAGGCAGACACUGGAGAUAUUGAACGCCACCAGCGUGGAUUAUGACACCUUUGAUAUUCUGCAGGAUGAAGAAGUGCGUCAGGGGCUCAAGACCUAUUCUAACUGGCCAACUUACCCCCAGCUCUACGUGAAAGGAGACCUGAUCGGAGGGUUGGACAUAAUCAAGGAGCUGAAGGAGAGUGGAGACCUGGUAUCAGUGCUGAAGGGGGACUCUUAGGUGGAUCUGCCAUGCCAUCAGAGAGAGGGAACAAGAGGCCACUGCACAUGUGUCACUGAUGCAACAUUGCACAGAGGGCCAGGCAGAGACAGGAAACAUUUAGAGAAAUAUUAGAUUUAAUAAUCAAAUAGUUUCACAUAUAACCAAACAGCUGUAACAUCUGGAUAAGUUCAAGUUCAACCCAAAGUCAAAAAUGAAAUGGCAGUUAAUGAUAAUUUACUUUUUGUUUUCAUUUUUGAAGUUUAGCUCUGGAUGUUUUAAGUUAAGCAACCCCUGUGCUUGGCCAAAUGUUAUAAAUCCAUUGUCUUGACUCUACUGAGAACAUGAAUUUAGCUCUGUAGUUCAUAUUCUCUGGUGUUUUGGGGUUCACAUCUACCCUUCCAGUAUUCACAGCCUCACACUUCAGAACAGGUUUAUAUUUGGUGAAGCCUCUGGCUUUUCAUGCCGUCCUGUCAACACUUCCUUCGCCUGAAAGACAGAGAAACUGUUCAAUUAUAUCCAAUAAUCACUCUGGUUAAAUGCUGAGAACUAAGUCUAGGUGGCACUUAUUGGUAUUUUGUUCAUUAAUAACAUAAUUAAACAAUAAAGAGAAAUGAAGAUUU